Molecule: messenger RNA, 2195 nt
Organism: Antechinus flavipes (yellow-footed antechinus)
Lineage: Eukaryota; Metazoa; Chordata; Mammalia; Dasyuromorphia; Dasyuridae
Gene: SP9
Product: Sp9 transcription factor
Exons: 2
Coding region: 650-2104 (484 amino acids)
Biological process (GO): regulation of transcription by RNA polymerase II
Molecular function (GO): DNA-binding transcription factor activity, RNA polymerase II-specific; RNA polymerase II cis-regulatory region sequence-specific DNA binding
Source: RefSeq, a predicted model, not a curated record
AUAGACUGCAUAUAAAGUGAGUGGGUAGGGGAGAGAGAGAUGUGAAGUAAUUAAAUGAUCAUAUAGAUUGAUAAAAGUCAGGAAAUGAAAAUUGAACUGACAUUUUCUUAUUUUCCUUCUCUUCUUCUGCCCUGGUUGGUGCCUCCUCUCCCCCCCCCCUUUUGCGUCCCCCUCCCAUUUCCCCACAAGUGAUGAGUGAAGUCACAUGUAACUUUGCAUUUCUUGGGUUUUAUUGUUUUGUGAACAAUCUUAGCGUUAUUUAAACCUAGGUUGUUGUUGUGUGUGUUUUUAAAAUUUUAAUUGCAGUAUAAUUUCUUCAGUCCAAAGCACUGCGUCCCCCCCCCCCCCUGCCUUUGACUGGCACGCGCCCGGAGCCCUGGUUCUGGCACCUCCGAGUGUCUGAUUGGCUACGGGGCAGCUCCUGUCUGCUCUCUCUGCGCCCUCAUUGGGUGAGAGUCCUAGCCAGCGGUACUUCAAAGCAGGCGCUCCCCACACUUAGGCUGAGUUUUGCCCACAGGAGCCAGGAGUAUACUUAGUGUAAGCGGUGUAAAGCGGGGAGAGAAGGAGGGAAUUGAGGAAACUCUCCUCCUCUCCGCCGCGACUGGCAGAGCCCCCCAUACGGCCCCAGAACUCAGCCAAGGGACGUGCUAUGGCUACGUCUAUACUUGGGGAAGAGCCAAGAUUUGGAACGACCCCCUUGGCCAUGCUGGCCGCGACCUGCAACAAGAUCGGCAACACCAGCCCCCUGACGACGCUGCCGGAGUCCAGCGCCUUCGCCAAGGGGGGUUUCCACCCCUGGAAGCGCUCCACUUCCAGCUGUAACCUAGGUUCCAGCCUCUCGGGCUUCGCGGUGGCCACCAGCAGCCGAGGCUCCAGCGGACUGGCUGGCGGCUCGGGUGCCGCCAACAGCGCUUUCUGCUUGGCUUCCACUUCGCCCACGUCGUCCGCCUUCAGCAGCGACUACGGAGGCCUCUUUUCUAACUCGGCGGCGGCGGCGGCAGCAGCGGCCGGAGUGUCCCCCCAGGAAGCCGGAGGCCAGUCGGCCUUCAUUUCCAAGGUGCACACUUCGGCGGCUGACAGCUUGUACCCACGCGUGGGCAUGGCGCACCCCUACGAGUCCUGGUAUAAGUCCGGCUUCCACUCCACUCUGGCGGCCGGCGAGGUGACCAACGGGGCGGCCUCCUCGUGGUGGGACGUGCACACCAACCCGGGCUCGUGGCUGGAGGUGCAGAACCCGGCGGGGGGGCUCCAGAGCUCGCUGCACUCGGGCGCCCCCCAGGCCUCGCUGCACUCGCAGCUGGGCACUUACAACCCCGACUUCAGUUCCCUCACGCACUCGGCCUUCAGCUCCACCGGCCUCGGCUCCUCGGCUGCCGCCGCCUCGCACCUGCUGUCUACCAGCCAGCACCUGCUGACCCAGGAGGGCUUCAAGCCGGUGCUGCCUUCCUACACGGACUCCAGCGCCGCCGUGGCGGCCGCCGCCAGCGCCAUGAUCACAGGCGCCGCGGCCGCCGCCGCCGGGGGGAGCUCGGCGCGCUCUGCCCGUCGUUACUCGGGCCGGGCCACCUGCGAUUGCCCCAACUGCCAGGAGGCGGAGCGGCUGGGGCCCGCCGGAGCGAGCCUGCGACGGAAGGGCUUGCACAGCUGCCACAUCCCCGGCUGCGGCAAGGUGUACGGCAAGACGUCGCACCUGAAGGCGCACCUGCGCUGGCACACGGGCGAGCGGCCCUUCGUCUGCAACUGGCUCUUCUGCGGCAAGAGGUUCACGCGCUCGGACGAGCUGCAGCGGCACCUGCGGACUCACACGGGCGAGAAGCGCUUCGCCUGCCCAGUGUGCAACAAGCGGUUCAUGCGCAGCGAUCACCUGAGCAAACACAUUAAAACACACAACGGGGGCGGCGGGGGCAAAAAGGGCAGCGACAGUGACACGGACGCGAGCAACCUGGAGACGCCCCGCUCUGAGUCCCCGGACCUCAUCCUUCACGACUCCGGGGUGAGCGCGGCCCGGGCGGCGGCGGCGGCAGCUGCAGCGGCGGCGGCGGCGGCUGCGGCAGCCGCUUCUGCGGGAGGCAAGGAAUCCACUUCGGGGCCCAACGACUCUUAGAGGUGGUGAGAUUGAGGCGAGCGAGCGAGCAAGAGAGACAGACACGGAGCAAGCGAGAGCGAAAGCGAACGGGAGCGAGAGAUGCAGAGAG